Sphenostylis stenocarpa is the source of this 2361-nucleotide messenger RNA. Lineage: Eukaryota; Viridiplantae; Streptophyta; Magnoliopsida; Fabales; Fabaceae. The record is from the annotation of a GenBank genome assembly.
AUGUCGUUGAGGGCGGGGCCGUCGUCGGAGCCGCAGGGACCGCCGCAGAGGAGGAUCACGCGGACGCAAACCGCCGGGAACCUUGGCGAGGCGAUAUUUGACAGUGAGGUCGUGCCGUCGUCUCUUGUCGAAAUUGCACCGAUUCUUCGCGUUGCUAAUGAGGUCGAGAAGACUCAUCCUAGAGUUGCUUAUCUCUGCCGAUUUUAUGCGUUUGAGAAAGCUCAUAGGUUGGAUCCUACUUCAAGUGGUCGUGGUGUAAGGCAAUUCAAAACUGCCCUUCUUCAACGUUUGGAAAGAGAAAAUGAUCCAACAUUGAAAGGAAGGGUAAAGAAAAGCGAUGCUCGAGAGAUGCAGAGCUUUUAUCAACAUUACUACAAAAAAUAUAUUCAAGCCUUACAAAAUGCUGCUGAUAAAGCUGAUCGUGCACAGCUUACCAAGGCAUAUCAGACUGCUAAUGUUCUUUUUGAGGUUUUGAAGGCUGUUAACAUGACACAAUCUAUGGAAGUUGAUCGAGAGAUUUUGGAGACUCAAGAUAAAGUUGCUGAGAAAACAGAGAUCUUAGUACCUUACAAUAUUCUUCCUCUUGAUCCUGAUAGUGCAAAUCAAGCAAUAAUGAGAUUUCCUGAGAUCCAAGCGGCUGUAUAUGCUCUACGUAACACAAGGGGUCUAGCCUGGCCUAAGGACUACAAGAAAAAAAAGGAUGAAGACAUUCUGGAUUGGCUUGGGGUAAUGUUUGGAUUUCAGAAGCACAACGUAGCAAAUCAGAGAGAGCAUUUGAUCUUAUUGCUUGCUAAUGUGCACAUAAGACAAUUUCCCAAGCCUGAUCAACAGCCAAAGUUGGACGAGCGUGCACUGACAGAAGUGAUGAAGAAACUUUUUAAAAAUUACAAAAAGUGGUGCAAGUAUUUGGGUCGGAAGAGUAGCCUUUGGUUGCCAACCAUACAGCAAGAAGUGCAGCAGCGUAAGUUAUUAUAUAUGGGUCUGUAUCUUCUAAUAUGGGGUGAAGCUGCCAACCUAAGAUUCAUGCCAGAAUGCCUUUGCUAUAUCUAUCACCACAUGGCUUUUGAAUUGUAUGGUAUGCUUGCUGGUAAUGUUAGUCCAAUGACUGGGGAGAAUGUCAAGCCUGCCUAUGGAGGUGAAGAAGAGGCUUUCUUAAGGAAAGUUGUAACUCCUAUAUAUGAUGUGAUUGCAAAGGAAGCUGAACGAAGCAAAAAGGGGAGGUCAAAGCAUUCACAAUGGAGGAACUAUGAUGAUCUAAAUGAAUAUUUCUGGUCAGUUGAUUGUUUUCGGCUUGGUUGGCCAAUGCGUGCUGAUGCUGAUUUUUUUUGCCUGCCUGCUGAGCAGCUAAAUUUUGACAAAUCUAAUGAUAACAAGCCAGUUAGCAGGGACAAAUGGGUUGGAAAAGUCAACUUUGUUGAGAUAAGGUCAUUUUGGCAUAUUUUCAGAAGUUUUGAUCGCAUGUGGAGUUUUUUUAUUCUGUGCUUACAGGCUAUGAUUAUUGUUGCUUGGUAUGGAUCUGGGGAUCCAAGUGCAAUCUUUGAUGGGAAUGUUUUCAAGAAGGUGCUAAGUGUUUUUAUAACAGCAGCUAUAUUGAAGCUUGGACAAGCUAUUCUGGACGUGAUCCUCAGUUGGAAAGCACAAUGGAGCAUGUCAAUGCAUGUUAAGUUGAGAUACAUUCUAAAAGUUGUUUCAGCUGCAGCAUGGGUGAUUGUUCUAUCAAUUAGUUAUGCUUAUACUUGGGAAAAUCCUCCUGGGUUUGCUCAAACUAUACAAAGUUGGUUUGGAAGCAAUUCAAGUUCACCUUCAUUCUUUAUUAUGGCUGUUGUUGUAUACCUGUCACCAAACAUGUUGGCUGCCAUAUUGUUUCUGUUCCCACUUGUUCGGCGUUUUCUUGAGAGGUCAAACUAUAGGAUUGUGAUGCUAAUGAUGUGGUGGUCACAGGGGAAUGCACGAGAGCACAUUUGCCCUUUUCAAGUACACAAUGUUCUGGCUCGGAAAAAUCUUGGUGUUGUAGUUGCACUUUGGUCUCCAAUUAUUCUGGUAUACUUUAUGGAUACCCAGAUUUGGUAUGCCAUAUUCUCGACUUUAUUUGGUGGUAUUUAUGGGGCAUUUCGUCGCCUUGGAGAGAUAAGGACUCUUGGAAUGCUUAGAUCUCGUUUUGAUACUCUGCCUGGUGCCUUCAAUGCCUGUUUGAUCCCAGAAGAAAAGAGUGAACCAAGGAAAAAAGGAUUUAAAGCCACUUUAUCUCGUAGAUUUGAUCAGAUCCCAAACAACAAAGGUAAAGAAGCUGCAAGAUUUGCACAACUAUGGAAUCAAAUAAUCACUAGUUUUAGAGAGGAAGAUCUUAUCAGUAAUAGGUAA